This is a messenger RNA of Callorhinus ursinus (northern fur seal), 2323 nucleotides long. Lineage: Eukaryota; Metazoa; Chordata; Mammalia; Carnivora; Otariidae. The record is from RefSeq and is a predicted model, not a curated record.
UCACAAACCUGAACCAUCUGGGUGGGCAGAGCAUUGACCAGCCUCCACAUUGCAGAGGGAGGUGGUACCAGCAGGGUGACAUUUGGCUAAUGAGUCCAGGUAGCUGUCGAGGAGAAGCAAGAGUUCUUCAAGACGGCCUUCUGGUUUUGUCCUGGAUGACCGGUGGACCAAACCAGUGACAGCACAAUUUAUCUCUGGCCAAGGAAAAUAGGAAGACACUCGGCGCUGUGUGAUGAAGCCCAGGAGCCUCUUCAUCUCUCUGUCUUGGAUAUGUGUACUCUUAAACCCAUGUCAGUCCCAAGAGGAGCAUGAUGAUAAGCCUAAUAUAGUCCUGAUGAUGGUCGAUGACCUUGGGAUUGGGGACCUGGGCUGCUAUGGCAAUGACACAAUGAGGACGCCAAACAUUGACCGCCUAGCCAGGGAAGGAGUGCAGCUGAAUCACAACAUCGCUGCAGCCUCCAUGUGCACCCCAAGCCGGGCUGCCUUCCUCACGGGAAGAUACCCCAUCCGAUCAGGAAUGGUUUCUAGUAUAGUGGACCGUGUCAUCAUCACACUUGGAGCCCCUGCUGGACUCCCUCGUAACGAGACGACGUUUGCAGCCUUACUGAAAAAGCAAGGAUACAGCACAGCGAUCAUAGGCAAAUGGCAUGAAGGCUUAAACUGCCAGUCCCGACAUGACCAGUGCCAUCAUCCAUAUCAUUAUGGGUUUGAUUACUUCUACGGCAUGCCAUUCACUCUGAUCGACCCCUGCUGGCCAGAUCCCUCUCGUGACACAGAACUAGCCAUUGAGAACAAAAUCUGGUUUUGUGUGCAGCUGGUUGCCAUUGCUGCACUCACUCUCACCUUGGCGAAACUGAGUGGUUUGAUCUGUCUUCCCUGGUCCCUCAUCCUCUCUAUGAUUCUUUUUAUUUUUCUGCUGGGCUACUUUUGGUUCUCCAGUUACACAUCUCCUCUGUACUGGGAUUGCCUCCUAAUGCGAGAGCACGACAUCACCGAACAGCCCAUGAAGGCAGAGCGAGCUGGCUCCAUCAUGGUGAAGGAGGCAAUUUCAUUUAUGGAAAGGCACCGCGAAGGACCUUUCCUCCUUGUGUUCUCCUUUCUGCAUGUACAUGUGCCGCUCCCCACGACGACUGAGUUCAUCGGGACCAGCAAGUAUGGUUUAUAUGGGGACAACGUGCAGGAGAUGGACUCCAUGGUUGGCAAGAUUCUCGGUGCCAUCGAUGAUUUUGGUCUGAGGAACCACACGCUUGUCUACUUUACAUCAGACCACGGGGGGCAUUUGGAGGCACGGGUGGGCCAUUCCCAGCGUGGCGGGUGGAACGGAAUAUACAAAGGUGGGAAAGGCAUGGCCGGCUGGGAAGGUGGAAUCCGUGUUCCAGGACUUAUCCGCUGGCCGGGAAGAUUGCCAGCUGGGAAAAUGAUUGAGGAACCUACAAGUUUAAUGGACGUGUUCCCCACGCUAGCGGCUAUGUCGGGAGGCAUGGUCCCUCAGGACAGGGUGAUUGAUGGCCGGAACCUCAUGCCCUUGCUUCAGGGUGAAGUGCAGCGCUCGGAGCACGAGUUCCUGUUCCAUUACUGUGGCGCGUUUCUCCACGCUGUGCGCUGGCACCCCAAGGACAGUGAGACAGUGUGGAAGGUUCAUUACGUGACACCCGUAUUCCAGCCACCGGGAGCUGGAGCCUGCUAUGAGACUCUCUAUUGCCGAUGUUCGGGCAACCUGGUCACCUACCAUGACCCUCCUUUGCUCUUCGACAUCACCAGGGACCCCUCUGAGUCCACACCUCUGACGCAGGACACGGAGCCCUUGUUUGAUGUAGUGAUCCAAACGGUGGCCAACGCCGUGAAGGAACACAAGAAAAGCAUCCUUCCUGUCCAGCAACAGUUGACGGAAUUGAAUUACGACAACCCGUGGCUGAAGCCUUGCUGUGGUGUGUUCCCGUUCUGUCUGUGUGACACGGAGCGGAGCACCUCAGCUGUGGAGGCGUAAGGAGAAGCAACAAUUGAGGUCAGGCAGCCAACAUCAGCUGAUGUUGGCACCUGCAAAAUUUCAAGGAAGGAAUUGGAGAGGCAAUGGAUUUGUCUACCGCUCCAGAUUACUGAAUGCCCAUUGGUUGUGAUGGUGUCUGUUAACUUCUUUUCUGCUCUUGGUGAUAAGUAUGUAUCUAAACAUGUCUUUUGGUGCUAGAAAACAAGCAUUCACAUCCUUUGGCCCCAUCGGCUCUGCUGCUCUCCAAAGCAAACUCUCCAUGUAAGGUCCUGUGUAUAUCCAACUCGUUGCUUGGGAAAGGGAACAUGCCAACCAUUAAAGCAUCAUAAUUGAAAU